CGACUGUCGGGAAACCUAGGAUUUUACGGUUGGACAUGGCGGCUUGAUUCCAAUGGCGGCCCGGCAGGGGAGCGGCGUGCUGGCACGCGUCCAGUUAUGCUUAUCCGUUAUGUUGGGUUAUGUUUAUACAGCCGAGACCCUGAGCACCGAUUAUGUUAUGGCUCCCUAACACUUCAUAACGAAAGUCCGGGCGGGUCCCGUCGAACAUUUUGGGGAGGGAAGAGAAUAUAAAAACCUCUUCUGCAGCCCAUUCAGCGGUACAAUACAUCUCCAGCUUCCACUCCAUGCAGCCAAUUCUUCGCAGACGUCUACAUCUUGACAACCUCAACACAUCAAUCCACACCCACAUCAACUUCACCACCCCAAGCCACAACCACACCAGCUCAAUCCCCGUCAUCGAAAUGGCACCAUCCGACACAACCCCCCUCGUCGGCUCCCCAAAGAGUCCCAACCCCACCCCAACCGGCGCGGGCCCCCUCCGCCCCCUAACGGCCGGGAUAAUAACCACCAUCGGCGCCGCGCGCAUCGCCACCGGCGUCGCCUGCCUCGCGGCCCCCUCCCUCGCCCUGCGCCUCUUCAGCCUCGACCUCCCCGCCCCGUCCUACUACGUGGUGAGGUUGUUCGGGUCGCGCGAGCUCGCCCUCGGCACCCUGCUGCUGGUCGCCAAGAGCCAGGGGGCGUCGCGCGACGCGGUGAGGCUCGGGGUCCUGGCCGGCGUGCUUACGGACGUGGUCGACGUCGUCUCGAGUGUGGUCGAUCUCGCUUCGGGGAACAUCGGUAUGGGCACCUUUGACUUGGGUGGUGGUGUGGCGUUGUUGUUGGCGGUGUUGGGCGUGGUUGGGCUGCGGGGCUUGUGAGGGAGGCGAGAUCGAGAUGGAAAUUUUAUGGAUGGGUUUGCUGGGGCUGGGUGGCUGGAUUGGGCCGUUGGGGGGAAGCCUGGAAAUAUAAUGAACGACCCCUUGUGGCCCUGUUUUGAUAUUGACUAGACUUUUGGGACUUAUUAAGAAGACAUUG
Messenger RNA from Phialemonium atrogriseum, 1014 nucleotides. RefSeq lists its product as uncharacterized. Bases 285 to 857 code for a protein of 190 amino acids. The transcript has a single exon. The record is from RefSeq and is a predicted model, not a curated record. NCBI's taxonomy places the organism in Eukaryota, Fungi, Ascomycota, Sordariomycetes, Cephalothecales, Cephalothecaceae.